AUAUAAAAAUGUAACAAUUGUAAAUCGAACUGGUUGUUAGAGUUAAAAAAAUAGCUCAAAUAAUAUGAAUAUUGUUCGUAAUUUUUUGUCCAACCGCCUUGUCGUCGGUUAUGGGCGCAAUACUUUGGGGAAUAAAAUAGUUAGUAGAGGUAGUCAUGUUGUAUCAUACCGAAAUGCUCCACCAGAGCAUUCAAAAGCGACGAAAAUCGGAGCGGUAGUUGUUGGCGGAGCAAUGUGGUGGUGGGUCAUUUGGCACUUGUGGCAUGAACCUGAUCACAUAACGGGAGAAUUUGACUACCCUACGUCAUCAAAGUGGACUAAUUCGGAAUUGGGUAUUCCAAAAGAUGAUGCCUAAUGAAUUUGUUACGAUCCAAAAACUCGUAUUAAAAGUUACGCUUUAAUAAGCUCUGUGAAAUUUA
This is a messenger RNA of Drosophila subobscura, 419 nucleotides long. Its product is annotated as NADH dehydrogenase [ubiquinone] 1 beta subcomplex subunit 2, mitochondrial-like. NCBI's taxonomy places the organism in Eukaryota, Metazoa, Arthropoda, Insecta, Diptera, Drosophilidae. Gene Ontology annotation, cellular component: mitochondrial inner membrane. Bases 65 to 355 code for a protein of 96 amino acids. The transcript is spliced from 3 exons. The record is from RefSeq and is a predicted model, not a curated record.